Molecule: messenger RNA, 665 nt
Organism: Musca domestica (house fly)
Lineage: Eukaryota; Metazoa; Arthropoda; Insecta; Diptera; Muscidae
Exons: 3
Coding region: 15-551 (178 amino acids)
Source: RefSeq, a predicted model, not a curated record
UCAGUCUAAACAAAAUGUUGGACUUUUUCAGAAUUUUCACAAUUUUUCUAAUAUUUUUGCUUAAUUUUCCACAAAACGAAAGUAAAAUAGUUAAAUUUACCAAAUUGGAAUGCAAGGAUUUUGACAAAUCGCUGAUUGCGUUUAAACUCUGCCAACUGAAGGCUGUGGGACGUAAUCGCAUUGCAAUGCAGGUGCAGGGGGAUUUGAAACAGCCGCUCAACGAUGGUCUGUUGAUCAAUGUUGAACUGUUUCGAAAAAGCCACGAUUUUCGACCGUUCCUCUACAAUGACACCAUGGAGUUUUGUGGUUUCAUUAAGAAUCCCAAUCGAUAUAUGUUUUGGAAGAUAUUGGUCCAGGAAAUGAUCAAAUACACCAAUCUCAAUCACACCUGUCCCUAUGAGGAUGAACUUGUCGUAAAGGAUCUCAUUUUGGAUGAUAGCAUGUUGAAGGCCUUGCCAUUUCCCUCCAAUGACUACAUGGUCCAAGUGAAGGCCCUGCAGCAGAACGACAUCAAAGCCGAAAUGAAAAUGUUUAUUGUAAUUAUUGAGUAAAAUAAUCUAUUUUUGUGGAUAUUGAAAACACUUCACCGUCCAUGGGUAAUAAUAUUAAAUAAUCUCACUCUCUGUCUCUGCUGGCCCAUUAAAAUUUUAUUAAUAAAACAAAAA